Myxocyprinus asiaticus (Chinese sucker) is the source of this 1608-nucleotide messenger RNA. RefSeq names its product transmembrane protein 237b (gene tmem237b). Lineage: Eukaryota; Metazoa; Chordata; Actinopteri; Cypriniformes; Catostomidae. Bases 247 to 1482 code for a protein of 411 amino acids. Gene Ontology annotation, cellular component: ciliary transition zone. The record is from RefSeq and is a predicted model, not a curated record. The transcript has 14 exons. Gene Ontology annotation, biological process: cilium assembly.
CCCAUUAUAAAACCCAUAGGAAAAUCCAUAAGGGAACCCAUGGCGAAUUUUCUUGUGUGUUUUGGGACUACAACGUGAACACAUCUUGCGCGCGUCAGAUAUUACGUCACGGAAGUGAGGCACGCCCACUCGUCGCCAACGUCAACAAAGACAACGUGCAAAACAAAAUCUCAGACCAACAACAAUAUGCGAAUUCAAAGAUAAUCACAAAUUAAAUAGAUAGCAUUUGUAACACAACUACAAACGAUGGAUACCGACGCAAAGGCUCCGAGCAGAAGGAAAAGAGAUCUUCCCCCAAUUCCUCAAGGACAGAGGCGGGGACCUCGAGCACUUCCAUCUAUGCCAAGUCAAGACACAGCAGAGGAGAUACCUGCCCCAAAGAGUAUGAAAAAGAAAGCCAAAAGAGAUGUGGAGAAACCUGAUGAUGGUGGAAUGGAAAUGGGAGGGCUGGCCAGUUGCAGAGAGUCUGACAAUUGUGAGCCUUUGACCCCAGAGCCUCUAGACAAUCCGCCACAGAGGAGGAAAAAGAAGAAGAAAGCUCAGGCUAUUGAUGUUGAAGGAGAUCAAACAGACCUUGUGUCAAACGGAGAUAUGAUGGAUCAGAACACUGAUGAAGAGGUGACAAGGAAACCAAAAAAGAGGAAAGUGAAGCCUAAAGUGACAGAUACACAGUCCAACAAUGAACUAGAUGUGGAGGAUGAUGACAUCAUCACAGACCCCCAGACGCCGGUCCCUCAGCAUUCAUUGUUCUCUGCUCCUCAAGGGCAGAGCCAGCCUGUGGGGAAGGUGUUCAUUGAGAAGAGCCGUCGUUUUCAAGCAGCUGAGCGAGUGGACCAGUGGAAGCCCAGCAGCCAGAUGGAGCAGAGCUUUAUGGACAUCCAUUCAAUGUGGACCACUAGAGAUGUCUCUAUGAGAGUACACAGCGGCUUCAGGGUUGUUGGUCUGUUUUCUCAUGGCUUCCUGGCUGGUUAUGCUGUGUGGAACAUAAUCGUUGUCUAUGUGUUGGCUGGUGAACAAAUGAGAACUCUUUCCAACCUUCUUCAGCAGUAUCAUACCCUGGCCUACCCUGCACAAUCCCUGCUCUACCUGCUGCUGGCCCUUAGCACCGUUUCUGCCUUUGACAGGUUGAAUCUGGCUAAAGCUCCUGCGGCCAUGCGUAGCUUACUAACCCUGAAUCCGGUGGCACUUGCUUCCCUCUUGUACUUCACUGCACUUGUUUUAUCAUUGAGCCAGCAGAUGACUAGCGAUCGCAUUAAUCUCUACAAUCAAUACUCCAGCUUAAAUGUGACACUGUGGCAGCCAGGCUCAGAGCGUACCAUCCUGUACCCCUGGAUCAUAGUGAACCUGGUGGUCACUCUGCUAGUCGGGUUGGCCUGGGUUUUGAUGUCAACAAGCCCAGAUAUUGACCACACAGAAGAGUUUCUAAUGUCAAUGGAAGUGGACUAUGCAAAAGCAGAGGAGAAAGGAAACGUCACUGCUUGAUGCAGCUGAAUGCAUUUUAUUUACUCCAUUUUGAUACGUGGUUGUAGAUUUGUAAUUGUAUAUGGAAAUGUCACAUGCUUGCCCACUGUGAAGUCUCUGCAAUAAAUUAAAUUUUUGUCUUUACGA